Molecule: messenger RNA, 20624 nt
Organism: Corythoichthys intestinalis (scribbled pipefish)
Lineage: Eukaryota; Metazoa; Chordata; Actinopteri; Syngnathiformes; Syngnathidae
Gene: fat3a
Product: FAT atypical cadherin 3a
Exons: 32
Coding region: 212-14170 (4652 amino acids)
Biological process (GO): homophilic cell-cell adhesion
Cellular component (GO): catenin complex; plasma membrane; cell-cell junction
Molecular function (GO): calcium ion binding; cadherin binding
Source: RefSeq, a predicted model, not a curated record
GCGCGCGGAAACAGUACAGGAGAACGCUUGCAGCGGAGCAGCCACUCGGAGCAGUUGGUGCGUAUUACACUUGCACCGGUGUCGGUGGUACACAUAAGUAAAACGGACUUUUCAACCGGGAUAUUCCGCAGCAUGCACAGAUGCUAGGAAAACCGAUGUAUUUUGAAUCUACACCAGUGCUUAAGAUGAACAAGGAUAGAGUGAUGAUGGGAUGGAUGUGAAUAUGGGCCAGUGGGCAGGCAUGCGUGCCCCACUGCUCGGCCUCAUCUUGCUGCUGCUGUUUUUUCUCUUCAAACCACCACCCUGCUGCGGCCAGAACACCCAAGGGGCCCCUCAGAAUGGACCUCAUUUUGGUUUCACUCAGCCCGUGUACCAUGCCACAGUCUAUGAAAAUUCAGCUGCUCGCACCUAUGCCAACAGUAAUAUUAAAAUGGGCAUCCACCUGGCACAGCGCUCCUGGGAGAUUCGCUACAGAAUCACAUCAGGAGACGAUGAGGGAUUUUUCAAGGCUGAGGAGUAUGUGCUGGGCGACUUCUGCUUUUUGCGCAUAAGAACUAAAGGUGGCAACGCUGCUAUCUUAAACAGAGAAAUUCAGGACAACUAUGUUUUGACCGUCAAGGCCUCGAUUAAAGGAGAGGCCCUGCUGGAAACCUGGGCUAAAGUCAGCGUUCAAGUCUUGGAUAUGAAUGACCUUCGACCACUGUUUUCCCCCACCACUUACUCUGUGACCAUAGCAGAAAGCACCCCUCUCAGGACUAGCAUAGCACAAGUCACUGCUACCGAUGCAGACAUCGGCUCCAAUGGGGAGUUUUACUAUUUUUUUAAAGAAAAAAAGGAGCUAUUUGCAGUGCAUCCAACUAGUGGUGUUGUUUCCCUUAGUGGAAAGCUAAAUGUUGAGGAACAAAACCGAUAUGACUUAGAAAUACUGGCGGUGGACCGAGGUAUGAAGCUUUAUGGCAAUAACGGGGUCAGUAGCACGGCCAAACUCUUUGUCCAUGUUGAGCGCUUAAACGAACAUGCACCACAUAUAAGUGUGGUCACCCACAACCCCUCUUGGCUUGAUAAAAACUCGGUAUAUGCAAUAGUCACUGUUGAAGACUCAGAUGAAGGUGCAAAUGGUGAUGUAGACUCUGUGGUUAUCGUUGGUGGAGACCUCUCUGACCAAUUUUAUGUAGAAAGAGGCAAUGAAGGUGAGUUUGCCAUAAAGUCCUCUGAGACAAUUAACUGGGAGAAUUACCCAUAUGGCUGUAACCUUACAUUGCAAGCGAAAGAUAGAGGAAACCCACCAAAAUUCUCCGCGGUCAAAGUUGUUCACGUCGCAGUUAACAAACAACCGACUAUGGAUGUAAAGUUUGAUCACGAGUUUUAUGACGUUAAUUUGAGUGAAAUCGCACCGCCAGGUACAAUUGUACAGGCUGUGAAAAUAAAACCAGAGCCAGAUGAUACCGAAUAUAUCUUGACACCGUCUUCAGAUUCUGGGUUUUUCCAAAUAAAUACCUUAACAGGGGUAAUCUCCACCACUCGCUGGUUCACUCAGGUGACUCAAACUGUCUUUAACUUGGAGGUUUUGGAAAUUGAUAGUGAGCUGAAAGCUAAAGUGCAAAUUUCUAUUGAGGAUGCCAAUGACAAUACUCCAACAUUUACGCAAUCCUCUUACACGGUUUUUGUCAAUGAGAGUGUUCCAGUUGGGACUACUGUAUUAACAGUUUCUGCAGUAGAUGUGGAUAAAGGAGAAAAUGGAUACAUAACUUACAGUAUAUCCAGUAUCGUGACAUUGCCAUUUAAAAUUAAUCAGUUUUCUGGUGUAAUCAGCACCACUAAAGAGUUGGACUUUGAAUCAUCUUCAGAGAGCUUUGUUUUUGUUGUCAGAGCAUCUGACUGGGGCUCACCUUACAGGCGAGAGAGUGAAGUAAAUGUUACUGUUCAGCUGGAGAAUAUAAACGACAACCAGCCGUUGUUUGAGAAAGUAGCAUGCCAAGGUGUGAUCUCCAGACACUUCCCAAUAGAUGAAGUGAUUACCACAAUGUCCGCGAUUGAUAUAGACGAGUUAGAUCUAGUAAAAUACAAAAUCAUUUCAGGUAAUGAAUGGGGGUACUUUGAUCUAAACCCUGAUUCCGGGGUCCUUACACUAAGACGUCCCUUGGCAACGGCCAAUCCAAAGAAUGGUGUAUUCAGUCUCAAAAUAACUGCCACAGAUGGUGAAAACUUAUCUGAUCCCAUGUUUGUUAACAUAACACUUGUUAAUGGAAGGUCACCCCCCAAAGGUUUCAAUUGCAAAGAAACACGGGUAGCUCAAAAACUAGCAGAAAAAUUACUAAAAAAGUCAAAAUCAAACAACAAGCCCAAAAUAGAGGAAGGUUUUAUUGACCUUUUUUCUGUCAAUCGACAAACGCCGCAGUUUGAGAGCUCCUUUCCUUCUGAUAUCUCUGUUGUAGAAGAUCUAAAGGUGGGCUCAAGUGUUUUCCAGAUAAAUGCUUAUGAUGGGGACACUGGUUUCAAUGGACAUCUUCUCUACUCUAUAUCAGAUGGAAAUACCGAUAGCUGCUUUACAAUUGACAUGGAGACAGGUCUUGUUCAUGUCUUUCUCCCAAUGGACAGAGAAAAAAGAGAUCGGUAUCUCCUCAACAUAACUAUCUAUGACCUUGGUCUGCCACAGAAAGCUUCUUGGCGGUUGCUUACGGUCAACAUCAUGGACGCUAAUGAUAAUGCACCACAGUUUCUGCAAGAAGGUGGUUAUAGAAUUGCCAUACCUGAAAACACAGCCAUAGGGACGGAUGUCAUUCAAGUGGAGGCCACUGACAAAGAUCAUGGACUUAACGGAGAACUCUUGUACUCUUUUUUGACCAGCACAAACCAAUUUGGCAUUAACUCCUCAAACGGCAUCAUAUAUGUAGCUGGACAACUUGACAGGGAGUUUGCCUCUUCUUUUGAUCUGAAGAUUGAAGCUCGAGACAAGGCAGAGAAAGGGAGACAGAGGUUUUCUGUGACCUCAUUAAAAGUCAUAUUGGAAGAUGUAAAUGACUGUCCCCCAAUUUUUAUCCCAAGUGUAUACAAAGCCAGGGCUCUAGAGGAUCUCCCGGUUGGAACAGUUGUGGCCUGGUUAGAAACCCAAGACUUGGAUCUGGGUUUGGGUGGCCAGGUCCGCUAUUCACUCGCCAAUGACUACAACGGAUGGUUUGAGAUAGACAAAGCAAGUGGAGCUAUUCGUCUGAGCAAAGAGCUGGACUACGAGACACAGCAGUUCUACAACCUAAGUGUUCGGGCCAAAGACAAAGGAAAACCAGUCGCUCUUCUUUCUGUCACCUAUGUGGAGAUAGAGGUCCUGGAUGUGAAUGAGAAUCUCUAUGCACCAUACUUUACCCAGUUUGCCUUGUCAGGAUCAAUUAAAGAAAACACACGUAUUGGAACUACCCUUUUACAAGUCAGCGCUAAUGAUGAAGAUGAUGGCAGGGAUGGGGAAGUCCAGUACUCCAUUCGUGACGGGAGUGGACUCGGACGGUUUGCAAUCGAUGAGGAAACAGGGGUCAUCUAUACCACAGACAUGCUCGAUCGCGAGACCAAGGACUCUUAUUGGCUGACAGUAUAUGCCAGUGACCAUGGUGUGGUCCCUCAGUUUGCCACAAUUGAAGUAUUCAUUCAAGUGGAGGAUGUAAAUGACAAUGCACCGCUGACAUCUGAGCCGCUUUACCGACCAUCAAUACCGGAGAACUCGCCUCGGGAUGUUUCUGUGGUCCAGAUCCAAGCUCAGGAUCCUGAUGCCACACCACACUCAUCUACUGAUGGGCUCAACUACCGCAUCAUCAGUGGGAACCCUCAAAAUUUCUUCACUGUCAACCCUCGAACUGGUCUGAUCACAACAACCUCAAGAAAACUGGACCGUGAACAACAAACUGAACAUGUCUUAGAGGUUUUGGUGUCAGAUGGUGGACCCAGUCCGAGGCAGAGUACGGUGUGGGUGAUGGUCCAGGUCCUAGAUGAAAAUGACAACAAGCCGACAUUUCCAGAGAAGGUCUAUCAGGUCAAACUACCGGAAAGGGAGCGGAGAAAGAAAGGAGAGCCUAUCUAUCGGGUCUUUGCCUAUGAUCGUGACGAUGGACCCAACAGUGACCUUUCUUAUAGCAUCGUUGAUGGCAAUGAGGACGGGAAGUUCUUCAUUGAUCCCAAGACGGCAAUGGUGUCAUCUCGCAAGGCCUUUCCAGCUGGGAGCUACGAUAUCCUAACAAUUAAGGCAACCGACAAUGGUCGUCCUCAGAAGUCCUCCACGGCUCGCCUCCACAUUGAGUGGAUCCGUCGCCCUCCUCCUACGGCUCUGCCUCCUCUGUUUGAUGAGCCUUUCUACAAUUUUACUGUAAUGGAAAAUGACAAAGUCACAGAGAUUGUUGGCGUGGUCUCCAUGCAGCGAAGUUCAGCCCCUUUAUGGUUUGACAUCACAGGUCCCAGGUCUUUCCUUGAGAUGUUUAUUAUCCUACAGAGAAAUUGCUUCCGGAACUGUUCCUCAGAAGGUGGAAACACAGACAGCGUAUUCGAUGUUGAGAAGGCCAUGGGUACCAUCAUCAUCGCCAGGCCUUUGGAUGCUGAACAACGCUCCUUCUACAACCUAACAGUGCAGGCUACAGAUGGCAUCAAUAUUGCAUACACACAGGUUCACGUCACUGUCACUGACAACAAUGACAACGCUCCCAUCUUCUCCCAGCCAUCCUAUGAUGUGACCAUUUCUGAGGACACGCCUCCUGACACUGAAGUGGUGCAGGUCCUGGCAUUGGACAGAGAUGAAUAUCAUCAGCUAAGCUACUCGUUGCAGAGUGCAAUAGACCCUAAUAGCAUGCGUCUUUUCCGUAUCCACGCCACCAUGGGCACUAUCUACACAACCCAGAGUUUGGACCAUGAGGCUUGUGCGCAGCACAUCCUUACUGUUAUGGUCAAAGAUCAAGAAUUCCCAUACCGGAAAAACCUGGCUCGCGUGCUGGUAGAAGUGGAAGAUAUAAAUGACCAUGUACCGAUCUUUACGAGUGCAAUAUAUGAGGGUUCAGUCUAUGAGUCAGCAGCAGUGGGAUCAGCUGUUGUUCAGGUGACUGCUUUGGACAAAGACAAAGGAAAGAAUGGAGAACUUCACUACUCCAUUGAAUCAGGGAACAUUGCAAAUUCAUUUCAUAUUGAACCUGCUUUGGGAAUCAUUACAAUUGCACAUGACCUCGACUUGUCAAGUAUAGGUCACUACAUACUAACUAUCAGAGUCACAGACAAUGGUUCCCCCUCCCUGUCCACAACUACGAUAGUGCGUAUUGCAGUCACCUUCUCCAACAAUGCGGGCCCAAAGUUCCCUCAACCUGAGUACCAAGCUGACAUCUCAGAAAAUGCAGUGGUUGGAACCUCUGUUACCACAGUCAGUGCAGUCAGUCAGUCCACACUCACUUAUGAUAUCAAACAAGGCAACUCUGAUAGAAUGUUCCAGAUAAAUCAAUACAGUGGAGUGAUUACCACUCAAAAGCCUUUGGACUUUGAGACUACAUCAUAUUUUACCCUCACUGUACAGGCUACAAACAUGGCUGGCUUGGCCUCCAAUGCAACUCUUUUGAUACAUAUUUUGGAUGAAAAUGAUAACCCGCCAGUAUUCAAGCAACUUCACUAUCAUGGAAGCAUCAGCGAAGCUGCACCAAUCAAUAGUCUGGUUUUAAACACAGAAGAUUCCCCAUUAGUAAUCAGAGCUACUGAUGCCGAUCACAACCAGAAUGCUUUGCUCGUAUAUCAGAUUGUGGAAGACACAGCAAAAAUGAUUUUCACAGUUGACUCAGGUACCGGCUCUAUCAGGACCAUUGCAAAUCUUGACCAUGAGAAGUUUUCGAUCUUCCAUUUCCAUGUUCAAGUCAGGGAUAACGGUAGACCACAGUUGACAGCGGAUAGCCCAACAGAGGUCACAGUACAGGUCAUAGACACAAAUGAUUCACCACCUCGUUUUACCCAGAGUGCCUAUGAAACAGUGGUGCUUCUCCCAACCUAUGUGGGAGUGGAAGCACUACAGGUGUCAGCCAUAGACCCAGACAAACAGGCCACAGGACUCACCUACUCUUUCACUGAUGGUGCACUGGAACAUUUUUCCAUCAAACCUUCUAAUGGUCUUAUAAUUGUUAAAAACAACAGCUUUUCCAAAGAACGUUUCCGCUUCAGUGUCAAGGUCUCAGACGGAAAAUUUUCCACCACAGCGAUGGUAACCAUUCUUGUACGAGAAGCUCUGGACUCUGGUCUGAGGUUCUCUAAUGAGCUUUACACUUCUUCAAUUCAAGAGAAUGUAUCAAAUAUCACCAAGGUGGCUGUCCUCAAUGUCGUGGGAAAUCGUCUCAAUGAACCACUGAAGUACACAUUGUUGAACCCUGGUAAACGCUUUAAAAUCCGUCCAACUUCAGGAGUGAUCCAAACCACAGGUUUACCAUUUGACCGCGAAGAACAAGAAUUCUAUGAACUAGUUGUUGAGGCAAGAAGGGAACAUGACCGCUUGCAUGUAGCCAGAGUCAUGGUGAAAGUCCAGGUGGAAGACAUCAACGACAAUGCACCUAUAUUUGUUGGACUUCCAUAUUACGCAGCUGUUCAAGUAGAAGCUGAGCCAGGAUCACACAUUUUUAAGGUCAUGGCAAUUGACGGGGACAAAGGAAUUAAUGGAGAGGUGUCGUACUAUCUCAAGGAUGACUAUGGUCAUUUCGAAAUUAAUCGACACACAGGGAUUCUUAAACUCAAGAGGACAUUUGAGUCCGACCUGUCUAAUAUGGAAUACCUGAUGGUGGUAUAUGCCAAAGAUGGUGGUUUUCCACCACUAUCUUCUACAAUUGAAUUUCCUAUUACAGUUGUCAACAAAGCCAUGCCUGUCUUUGACAAAUCUUUUUAUUCAGUUUCUGUUAACGAGGAUGUGUCAGUGCACACACCUAUUCUCGGGAUUAAUGCAACUAGUCCUGAAGGUCAGAGUAUAUUUUACACAAUUGUUGAUGGAGAUCCAUAUCUUCAGUUCGACAUUGGUUUUGACACUGGAGUCAUAAGUGUCAUCCAUUUGUUAGACUAUGAAAUAUCAUCAAAUUAUCAUCUGACUAUCAGAGCAACUGAUUAUUUAACUGGUGCGCGUGCUGAGGUUGACGUGAAUGUAGCCAUUCAGGAUGUUAACGACAAUGUCCCCAUCUUCCACAAAAUGUCCUACUCUGUAGUUUUAUCAGAAACAGCCGUGAUUGGGACUCCAGCUCUUCAAGUAUUGGCCACCGACAAAGACUCUGAGAAGAAUAAUAAUGUUCUUUACCAGAUCUUAUCCGAUUCACACAACAAUACGGACUAUUUUCACAUCGACAGCAGCAGUGGACUAAUUCUGACUGCCCGUAUGCUGGACUAUGAGCAAAUCCAGAAGUAUGAGUUUAUCGUCAGGGCUACUGAUAAUGGCUUUCCUCCUUUAAGUAAUGACAUGUCUGUCACAGUUGUGGUGAAUGACACAAACGACAAUCCUCCAAUUUUCAAUCAGCUUCUUUAUGAAGCACAUGUAAACGAGCUGGCACCAAAGGGUCAAUUUGUAACCUGCGUUCAAGGUUCAGAUGCAGACAAUUCAGAUUUUGAAAAGCUGGAGUACAGUAUUUUGUCUGGAAACGAAAGGUUGAACUUUGUGAUGGAAAAAAAGACAGGAAUCAUCACGUUAUCCAGCCACAACAAAGAACGGAUGGAACCUUUUUACAGCCUUAAUGUUUCGGUCUCAGAUGGAGUCUUCACCAACACUGCACAAGUUCAUGUUAAAGUGUUGGCAGCCAACUUGUACAGUCCCAUCUUUGGACAGAAUGUAUAUGAAGCAGAGGUGAAAGAAAAUGCUGCCGUGGGAACCAAAGUUAUACAGGUAAAGGCAGCAGAUGCGGACCCAGGUGUUUUUGGUCAAGUUACUUAUUCCUUUGUCAAUGAUGUUGGCAAAAACCAAUUCAGCAUUGACUCAAGUGGCCAAAUCAUCACAGUGGAAAAACUUGAUCGUGAGGACCCUGCAAAUAAAGACAUAAUACUGGCUGUUCUCGCUCAAGACUCAGGUGGACGUGUUUCUUACUGUACAGUACAACUUACCAUUUUGGAUGACAAUGAUAAUGCACCUCACUUCAGUGCUACUGAAUACAGAGCCUCAGUCAGAUCUGAUGUGGCUAAUGGCUUCCUGGUGACACAGAUUAGUGCCAUUGACUCUGAUGACGGUACCAAUGCCAGGGUUACAUAUUCGCUCUACAGUGAGGCACAUGUCCCUGUGGCCGACAUUUUGGAGAUUGAUCCUGAAAAUGGCUGGAUGGUGACAAAAGGAAGCUUCAGUCAUUUGAGGAACUCGGUGUUAUCUUUUUUUGUAAAAGCUGUGGAUGGUGGAAGUCCAGUUCGCCACUCUCUAGUGUCGGUCUACAUUCAUGUUCUUCCUCCAGAUUCCAUCAUUCCAUCAUUUAGCCAACAGCCUUACCUAUUUAGCAUACCAGAGGACACAUUAAUAGGCUAUGCUAUUGGUAUGGUUCGCCUUAACAAUCCCCCUGGAUAUGACACCCUUACAGCUACAUUUUCCCUGGUUAAUGGGGAAAAUGGAGAAAACAACAAAGAUGAGGUGUUUGUCAUUGAAAAAGAUACGGGUGUAAUUAAGAUUGAUAAGCUCUUUGACCAUGAGUUUAUCAACGAAUACCACUUCAAAGUUAUUGCCACUGUGCAACAAGCCAAGCUGGAUUCUGUAACUUCUGUUGAUGUUGUUGUAAAAGUACUGGACCUCAAUGACAAUAAACCCUUCUUUGAGACCAUCUCAUACGAAGCCACUGUUUUGGAAGGAAUGCCAAUUGGAACCAGAGUUAUUCAAGUCCAAGCACACGACCCAGACUCAGCUGCAAAUGGACAAGUAUCAUACAGUCUCGGGGCCUUCAUCCAUUCAGAGGGUGAUUCUAAUGCUUUAACUGAAAUGUUCAGUAUUGACUCCAAUGCAGGAUGGAUUUCCACUCGGAAGAACCUGAACCAUGAGUCGACUCCAUCCUACACAUUCACUGUGAUUGCCUCAGAUCUAGGGGAGGCAUUAUCCCUUUCCAGUACCACCACUGUUACAGUGGCAGUAUUAGACAUCAAUGAUAACCCACCCAUUUUCCUGGAGCAACGGUAUGUUGGUACAGUGAAUGAGAGUGACUCCCCAGGAGAAGUGGUUGCUGUGCUAAAUACAAGAGAUGAUGACAGUUCUGCCAUCAACAGACAAGUCAGCUAUCACAUAACUGGUGGGAACUAUCGAGGUGUGUUUGCAUUGGGUCUGGUACAGGGUGAAUGGAAAAUGUAUGUGAAAGGUUUGCUGGACAGAGAAGAACGCAGCCUCUACAUUAUUAAUGUCACCGCAAGCGAUGGACUAUUUGUUUCCCAAGCAAAUGUGGAGGUCACAGUGAUGGACGCCAAUGAUAACAAACCCAUCUGUAACCAGGCACUCUAUACUGCUACCGUUCCAGAGAAUAUCCCAGUGAACAGUGUGCUUCUAAGAGUCGGUGCUACGGAUAAAGAUGUGGGCAUCAGUGCCUGGAUUCGAUACUCCUUGCAGGGCGUUGGAUCCCAUGACUUCAGCAUUGACCCAGACACAGGUGAUAUCAAGACGUCAGUAGCGCUGGACCGAGAGGUGACACCUCACUACAGGCUGGUUGCCCUGGCAACUGACGGUGGUGGGCGGUGGUGCCGCGCUGAGGUGUGGGUGGAAGUGACAGAUAUGAAUGACAACCCACCUAUCUUUACGCUGCCACACUAUACAGCAAGUGUAUAUGAAGACACUGCCACUAAAGCCCUUCUCACUCGUAUCCAAGCUAUUGACCCUGAUGAAGCUGGCCCUGGACGUACAGUUGUCUACUCCCUAGCAGACUCUGCUGAUGGUUCAUUCUCUAUUGAUAAGUCAACUGGCAUCGUGGUGCUUGAACGUAUCCUGGACAGAGAGAUUCAGUCAUCUUAUCAAAUCAAAAUAUGUGCCUCUGAUCAGGGUUUACCUGUGCCCCUCUCUUCAUCGGUCAAUGUUACAAUCACCGUAUUGGACAUAAAUGACAACCCACCAGUGUUUGAGCGUCGGGAUCAGUUGGUGACCAUUCCAGAGGAUGUGGCAGUAGGCACCAAGAUUCUCACAGUGUAUGCCGCUAGUAAGGACAUAGGAACCAAUGCUGAGAUCACCUACAGUAUACGAUCAGGAAAUGAACAUGGAAAGUUCGGUAUCCAUUCUCUUUUUGGUUCCAUUAUAGUUGCCCAGUCACUGGAUUAUGAAACUUGCAGGGACUACUUCUUAACAGUGGAGGCUCAAGACAGGGGUACACCUCCGUUGAGUGCCAUUACCACUGUCAACAUAAAUGUGACUGAUGUCAAUGACAAUGCCCCCAUGUUCAGCCGUGACUUAUAUACCACUGUUGUGUCAGAGGAUGCCACCAUUGGAGAGUCGGUUGUACAGCUCGUAGCAGAGGAUAUGGAUAGUCAGCUGAAUGGGGCCAUCCUCUACUCCAUUGUGAGCGGGGAUCGAGACAACCAGUUCUUCAUUGACCCACUCAGCGGGAUCGUCAAGGUUAACAAGCAUCUGGACCGAGAGACAUCUCCAGGCUACUCGCUGGCGAUCAGAGCUCUGGAUAGUGGAAUCCCACCUUUGUCUUCCACUGUUACGGUCAAGAUUGACGUCUCCGACAUCAAUGACAACCCACCUACCUUCUCCCCAGCCAACCUCACUACUGUCAUCCAGGAAAACAAGCCAAUUGGCACCAGCAUCAUCCAGCUGUCCGUUAUCGACCUGGACUCAUCCCACAAUGGCCCGCCGUUUGACUUCCACAUCUUAUCCGGAAAUGAGGGAGGAGAAUUUAUGUUGGAGCAAGACGGAACACUUGUUGCCAAUCAGGUCUUCAGGAGGGACCUUGCAACCAAAUACAUAGUUCAUAUACAGGUCACUGAUUCUGGCAGGCCUCGCUUGUCCUCUUCCUCCAUGCUGACAGUCAGGGUGAUUGAGGAGAGUCUCCACAGGCCUGUAGCCUUGCCACUAGAGGUUCAUAUUGUCACUCUGGAGGAUGAGUUUCCCGGUGGUGUCAUUGGAAAGUUGCACGCCACGGAUGCCGACCCCUAUGAUGCCCUGACCUACGGUCACGCGCCGCCAGCCCAUCGCAGUCUUUUCAAAAUUAGCCCUCGUGAUGGGAAGAUCAUAGCCCUGGGAGGAUUGGACGCUGGCAGAUACUCGCUUAACGCCAGUGUCAGUGACGGUCGCUUUGCUGUCCCGGUGCCUGUGAGCGUGCACAUUGAGCAGGCCACCCCUGAGAUGUUGCGUGAGGCUGUGACUGUUCGCUUUGAAAGCGUGGCGCCGCAAGACUUUGUAGCCUCAUACCUGAAGAGCGUCCUGAAAGUGUUGCAGCAAGCGGCCACGUCGCAGCAACGGGAUUCUCUGCACCUGCUCAGUCUGCAGCCAGUCGGCGGGACGAAACAGCUGGACAUGCUUGUUGCUGUGGAAACAGCUGACGGCGGAUACUACAAGGCAGCUUACCUCACUCAGAAACUUAGCGCUUCCCGGCGGCGGUUAGAGGAGGUCCUUAAAGUCUCGGCCAUCUUGGAUAAGAACUGCUCAGGAUUGGAUUGUCGCGGGGCGCAGUGUGAACAAACCAUCAUUUUGGAUUCACACAAUCUGGCAACGUACAGCACACCACGAAUCAGCUUUGUCUCACCACGCUUCCAUCGGACCUCACGCUGCACAUGCACUGACGUCAAUUGUGCUGCAUUGUCAGGACAAUGUGAAGACCAACCUUGUCCAGCGGACAUGCAAUGUGUUUCAGUGGAUGUCACCAGAGGGCGCCAUGCAUGUCAAUGUCCACCAGGCAAACUUGGAGAGUGUGCAGGCCAUUCAUCGCUGAGUUUCUCAGGUAACAGCUACAUAAAAUACCAGCUUUCAGAGAGACUCCAAAAAGAGCUGAAGCUGACACUGAGGAUCAGAACAUUGCAGACAAGAGGAAUCAUUAUGUACACCCAUAGUGAGCCCUGCACAAUGCUUAAGCUGGAUGAGGGAAAGCUGUGGUUCCAGCUCAGCUGCGCACCUGGCACCGCAGGUGGUGACAGUCCCGACAUGUUAGGGAUCUCUGGCCGCCGGAUUAACGAUGGCAGCUGGCACACGGUGGCAAUGGAGCUCAACCGCAACUUUAGCAGUCUCUCUCUGGACGACAGCUAUGUUGAAAGGCGCCAUGGACAAGCUUUCAUGCAACCUCUUGCUCCUGACAGAACCAUCUACUUUGGAGCACUGGUGCAGCAUCCCACUUCACGCAGCCUCAUUGACUCCCAAAAGGACCCAAAAGUCCUCGAGGGCUUCCAAGGUUGCCUGGACUCGGUCAUGCUGAACAACAACGAGCUACCUUUGCAGAACAAGCGUUCGCGCUAUGCUGAGGUGGUGGAACUGACAGAAUUGAAGUUGGGUUGCAUCCUGUUCCCUGACGCCUGUCUGAAGCAGCCUUGUCGCAAUGGAGGAAGCUGCAUCAGCCUGCCCUCUGGUGGAUUCUCUUGCAGUUGUAAUCCCCUGUACACUGGAGGGCGCUGUGAGAUAGAGAUAACAGCAUGUGUACCGAAUCCAUGUAAGAACGGAGGCAUGUGUAAGGCCAUUGGCAGUGCAUUCCUCUGCAGCUGUCGCAGAGGUUUCAUGGGUUUGACCUGUGAGAAGGAUGUAAACGAAUGUGACCGCAGCAAUCCCGAGGGCGAGUGUGAGAACGGCGGUAUCUGUGUCAACACUCACGGUUCCUUCUACUGUAACUGCACUGCGGGCUUCGUGGGCCAGCGUUGCAGCCUGCGGCCUGUUGUCGUCCCCGACAUGCAAGCUGGGCACGCGGUGGUCGGAAAGGAGGAAUUGAUCGGCAUUGCCGUGGUGCUGUUUGUCAUCACCGCCCUCGUCAUUCUCUUUAUAGCUUUCCGCAAGAAGGUCUUCCAAAAGAGCUACUCGCGAAACAACCUGUCGCUGGUCCAAGACCCUGCCACGGCAGCCCUUCUGAACAAAGCUAACGGAGUUCAGUUUAAGACUUUGGCAGGAGACCCAAUCAAUCUUUACUCAGAGACUGGGCUGGGGCCUCCUGUUGUCGGAACGGGCGGGAUGAUGGGACCUCCGCAGGUCCCCGUCAGGCCUAUGGCGUACACGCCUUGUUUCCAGUCUGAUCCACGGUCGACAAUGGAAAAGAUGGUGGACGGACGCACUGUGGAGCAUACAGAGAUGAGCACCUUUCACCCAGAGUCACCGAGGAUUCUUUCAGGCUCCAACAGGAGGGGGGUUGUUGUGUGCAGCGUGGCCCCAAACCUUCCCCCAGUUUCCCCUUGCCGAUCAGAUUGCUCCAUACAAAAGAACCCUUGGGACAGCGAUGACGGUAAAAUGCUCGAGGAAGUAACUUGUCUCUCAGGGAGCAACAAGGGCAGUAAUUCAGAGGUCCAGUCGUUGAGCUCCUUUCAGUCUGACUCCUGUGAUGACAAUGCCUCCAUAGUGACCGUCAUUCGACUGGUCAAUGACGCUGUCGACACAAUCGAAAGUGAAGUGUCAGUCAUGGACCAAAGUGAAACCUACAACAGAGCAUAUCAUUGGGACACAUCAGACUGGAUGCCAAGCACCAAACUGUCAGAUAUUGAGGAGGUGCCAGGCUACGAGGCGUCUCCAAGAGGAAUCGCAGCAGGCACACCAGCACGACUCGGAGGAAGCAAUCGUGAAUUGGAGUCCGACUACUAUCUGGGGGGUUACGAUGUUGACAGCGACUAUCCGCCCCCCCAGGAGGAAGAAUUCUUUAACCAAGACCAAUUGCCUCCCCCGUUGCCUGUUGGAGAGGACUACGCAGAGCCCCAUAAUCUGCCACCCACCAACCUGCCGGUUUCAAAAGAGAGCACCUUGAGCUCUGGUGGCACUGGUCAUCAGCAUGGCAGGCCUCAUUUUCACCCCAGUCAAUACCUGCCUCCCCAUCAGGUUCCAACGGGGGAGGCAGCGCACGGGGAACUCAGUACUUUGGCGAGUGGGGCGACUUCAAAAACUGGCGACACUGAUGACUCUGUGUCUCUAAAUACGCGGCUUUCGAUUGGAGCAUCAUCAGCGUCGGACGUGUCAGCCCCGUGUGGGCUGGAUGACUCUGAACAUGGCAGCAAUUUUGACAGUAUGGAUGAGCUGCGUCGAGGGGUGACUAUCAUCACUGAUUCGCAGCAGCAAACAGAGGUAUGAUCGAUUGUACCGUGAGUUAUUUGAAGGACACAGUCGAAUCAAGUAAAUGUUCACAUUCCUUCAUUUAGGAUAAUAAAUGCUUUUGAAAUAGUUACAUUAAAUGACUAUAACAACAAUGAAAAAAAUAAAAACAAUGAUACCCUUGCUCAACGCCUUAUGAGGGAUUACAGUAUUCCCCUUCCAUUGCGUGCUCAACAGUUUUGUUACUCUACUUUUUCCGCCUCCAGUUUAAAGUGCCUAUGACAGCAAAAAGCAUGUUUUUUUCAUAUUUCGCGUGGUAUUUUAUGCUCCUAAAUAAAAUUGGACUGCUUCGAUGUGUGUGGAAGCGAUCAAUUUAUAUAUUCCAGUUUUUGAAUCCCACUAGAGAGAAAAUAAAUAACUUCCUGUUUAGAGGAGGAAUGCGAAUGUGACGUCACCCGGGUUAGGGACUUACUCCGGUGGCAUAAAAUAUCGUUCGGGAGGUGCAAGAAGUCGAUAGUUUUGACCAUUAUGGAGUAAUUUUGCCAUGUCAUACUGAAUAAAUGCAUUUUGAAUAUUUCAUUUUCCAUUUAGCACAAGAGUGUUAUUUGUCAUGACAAUACCAUUUAUUUAGCAAUUGGGGGAAAAAAAUACUUGGAUUAAAAGAAUAUCCUGUAAAAAUGUUGGAGAGAUUGAAUCAAUGACAUUUUGCUGCUCUCUUCGUCGCAUUUUCCUCAUUCUGAAUAAUUCCCCCUCAAUGGGCUGAAUUCUAAAUCAGAUGAAAUCGUGACCCUGGCGACCUCAUCCUCUAGCUAAAAGACUAAUUUCUCGACAUCUGCGCUUUGCCAAAUUGUUUUAUAUAGUCGAAUUAUCUCAAAAUAUUAUUCUAAUUCACAUAAUAAUGCUAUUUAAACUUUUUUUUUUUUUGCUGUCGUAGGCACUUUAAUUUAGGUUUAAUUUCACUGUCUACUGAUGGAUGGUAGCAUUGCAAUUACGCGACGCUGAACAAUACAGAACGUAUUCCAGCUCACCUCCGUUUUUGAAUGUCACAAUCUUCUUUAAUCCUCCAUCCCACAUCGAAAGAAAGCAACAGCUAUAGGUUCAUAUUAUAAUGUACAUCUUUGGGUAUGAUUAUUGUUAUAUGACUAUUGAUGUACAUUGUAUGGAAGUUUGUUGGUUUGGAAAAAAUAUCAAUUUAAAUAGGGUAUUUCUAUAUCACAGAUUUUACUUAUUACAGGGGUGUUCUGGAGGGGGGGAUUAUUGUAUUUCUUCAUUGUUCACCGUCCACUGUAAGUAGUACUCUUCUCUAUAAACAGGAAGUCAUAUGAAUUGUCAGAAGAAAUGGCUAGCGAAUGUGAAUGAGAGACUCAUUUUCAAAGUAUUAAUGCUUAGACAUUUUAUGGAGGAUUGCAGAAUAAGGAGGGAUAUUAAUGUAAGUGAAAAGAUUGUUUGAUUUCCCGAUGACUGACAAAUGCCAAAGGAGUACUUCUUUCUAGAAACACACAAAUCCUCCCCUAUUACUGCCUUCUUGUUUGUCCUUCUUGCACAAUUUAAAGUGCUUGUACAGACUUUGUAUGAUAGAAUAACCUGACUUGUGUCAGGUUCUGGAAAAGAAAAUACUUUUUCUAAAUACAUGUUUUAUUUCAUGUGGAAUGUGCCCCCUUAAAUCAUGCUUAGUAUUGUAUGAUAGCUAAGGGCUGCCGUUGUUGCUAAUGUACUUUCAGUUUUCUCCUGUUUUGAAAACCUGUUGUUAUGAACAAUAACAUUUGGCUCAAUGUAGAUUUAUACCAUGAGCACUUACUGUACAUUUGAGAUAAUGUAGUUAUUUUUUUCUUGGUUCUUUUUCAACAAGGGGUCGGCAACCCACGACUCUUUGAACCCUCUGAUGCGUCUUAUUUUCAUAUUUCAUAAAUAAAUGAAUAUUUGAUGAAAAUGUGGUAACUUAACAAAGCAAUUUAACUUUCAUGUAGUUAUCAGAUUAAGUUUUGUGUGUUUGUUUACAGAACACUCACGCUGGUCAUGAAUUUGCCAUUUAUUUAGUCAUGGUUGCCACUCGGAAAGUGUACCCACAAGUCUUUGUGGCACAAUGUAUAGUCACGGUUGAAACUUGGAAAGUGUACCCACAAAUAGGGGCAUCACUUCACCUAAUUCAAUACUGGGGCACAGUGGGGCACUGGUGAGUGUACAAAUUAUUUUUUUUUAGCCCUUAUCUAUGAUAAACUGUCAGAAAUGGCGCUCAUAGACUUCAUAACCUAUUGACAUGACAGGGAAAACGGGCCAAUUCAUAGGGGGCCUAUUUUCAAAAACUUCAAAUUCAAAUAUUUUCAAAUCAAAGCUGUGACCGACCUAAAACUUAAACAGGCACCUACCUUAACCAUAUAUCCAUAUAUCUCAUAUCUCCAUGAGCAGCGGCAUCAAAAAAUUCAAAGUUGUUCCCUUAUAUAAUCCCGAUUAAUUAUUUUUUAUGUAAGUAUAACGCAACUUAAAAUGGCUAUAAAAGUCUCAAUUUUUUCACUAGCUGCAUAAAAAACACCAAAUGCAGAUAUAAUCACCUAAAUUUUAAGGAUCAAUAGCAAUAUUUAACGUAUCAUAUAUGUUUUCGACCAAAAUAGCACCUUAAUUUUCUUUUUGUAUUUACUGCGAGUUUUCAACAACUAAUAAAUCACUCAAUUUAACAUCAGAAACUUUAUACUUAUGGAAAAAAGGCAGAAUCAAUUAUGAUAAUAAUAUGUAAAUAAAUUAUUAAUAAAUUCUAUAUCACAACUUAUUAUAGAACUGAAUAGCCCUUUAUUAUCAUUAUUCGCUAUAUACUGUUAGCGGAUGAGGCUAGCGGCCGCCUGACGUAAACAGAGCUUUUCUGGCAAAAAUUCUUGUCAAUAAAUGCUUAAAUCCCCGAAUUCUUCAUAGGUAUGGACGUAAUACAGUCUCGAUUUGUGGUUAAUAGCAAAGAAACCGUGCAGUUAGUGUUUAUUUUACGUAUAUAUGUCAAAGUACAAUGCUACUCUGUUAGCGAAUGAGGCUAGCGGCUGCCUGACGUAAACGGCUUUUCUGGCGCAAAUUCUUGUGAAUAAAUGCUUAAAUCCCUAAAUUAUUUAUAGAUAUUUACAUAAAACAGUCUCGAUUCUUGGUUAAAAGUAAAAAAAAAUGUGCUGGUAACAUUUAUUUUGCGUAAAUAUUGCCAACUAUGAGGCUAGUCUGUUAUGAAAAUUGGCCGCCUCCAUGUGUAAACAAGAAAAUUCCUGCGAAUAAAUGCUUCAAUCACUGAAUUCUUUGUAGAUAUGGACGUAAAACUGUCUCGAUUCAUUGUUUAAAGACCGGGCAGUUACGCAUCUAUUUUACUUAUAUAUGUGGAAGAAUGAUGCCUAUGCCGUAGCGGUUCCCAUACUCCCAAUGAUUUUUUUCACAACGUUUCAAAAUGCAUGCAUGGAAAGAAAAAUAAAUAAUACUUACCUUGAAUCCUCCAACAAAUCACUCCUGAGACAAUCCUUCCUGUUUGUAUGCAGUACAGCUUUCGUAGUUCUUCAAAAAUCCAAGCUUGAAUCCAGCCUAGACAUUGCCUGACUAUACUAAAUGAAGCUCAGCCCCCUCUGAUAAGGCGUGACGCAAAGAAUGACGAAGUGUCAGGUCAAUAGGUAAGGAAGUCUAUUUAAACAAUAUCUAUGUAAAGGAUGCACGCGUGCCCGUUGUGAGCGGUGCAUAGAAACCUCCCUUCCAAAGUCUUCAAGAGGGUGCGCUGGCAGCUAAAGCUGCUAGCCUGGGCUUUUCGCUUAGUGGUCAGUGCACUCACCUGCUGUGCUGAACAUGCCAUGCAUGCGAGUGCGAAUCCUUACCUGGACGAGGGGGACGGAUCGCGUCGUACGGCGCGGCUCUAUGCAGACCGGUUACAUACAAUCGAAACAAAAUAUAAUUUUCUGUAGAAAAAAAUGAUGUUUAUUUUGUUUUUCAGCCAUCAGUAUUCAAAAUCAAAAUUGUUCACCUCUGUUCAUGCUCAUCAAUUUCCAUCUCUCAUUCACUACUUUCUAUACUCUGCUGCUCUACAUUGUCUGGAUAGAAAUGGGGAUAUAUCACUGCAACUGUUAUGCAAUUUAUAUUCAUGACGUUAGCAAUUGUUGCUAGGCGGGUCAACCUCCCGUUUGUCCCUAAUAGUAAAUGAAUGGAAAUAGUGUAUGAACGAGAUGUUUACUGAGCUAAGCCUACCAAUUCUGUCUGAAAAUGGUGUCCCUGGUGGACGAGUAAAGAUGUGGAAAAACAUACAAAUGUUUAGUUAAAGGGAUGACUUGAGUGUCGAGGGCUACAAACUUUUGAUAAAGACAGGAAUAUUUACUUACGUUUGAUCAUGGACGGACAUAUAGAAAGGUUCUCCUCAGACACAACCUGCCAUGUGGCUGCACACAACAACUGCACGCCUCUCCCUUACUGUUAACGUCUUCGCUGUGUCUUUACGCAUUUAUUUAUGCCAUGUUCAUGUUGCAUUUGUAUGUUUAUGAUGUAACUUGUUUAUUUAGCAACUUGGGAUAAAAUUGAGAGUACAACUCAAUGUAAAAAAGUGCUUAUUCACUACCACAAAAGCUUCGGGAGCAAAAUAUUAUCAGGGUAAAAAAAUUUGACAGAACACUGGCUGUGAACACGCAUGUGUGUGUCGGGAAGGGGGGGGGGGGGGGUUAAGUCAUCAGCCAAUUAAACUUGCGUUUGAGGGGAAAAUAAAUGGAGUAGCAGAUUCAGCAAGUGAAAAGGUGCAAAUUUAAGUCUGAACAUAUUGAAAGUACUGUAAUUCACCUAAUAAUGGUAGGGUUAAUUCUAUACUUACAACAUGGGAAGACAAUCUAAAUUACCUAUAUAAUUGAAGUCAUUAAAUAAUGCAAAUAAAGUUGGGUAAAAGUUGGAGGGGACAAUUUGAGCAUCCUGAAAAGUUGGUAGUGUUAUGUCCCUACCAUCCCUAUACAAACGCUUGCCCUUGGUAUAAACAGUUUCAACCUUGACUUAACAUAGCUGGUGAAUUCACGACUUGCAUGAGUGUGAAUACAAACAUACAUAAAAGACUAAUUCUGUUUACUGAAAGGACACUAAACUUUUUUUUUUUAAGUUUAAAUGCACUACAGAAAUACAUAUGUAUAUAAAAUAAUAUAAACAUAAACUGUUGCGUUGAUGCAAUUAUUUCAAUUCUUAAUAGGUGCGGACAGCUCCCAGAGUUGUCUUUUCUGUGGCAACUGGGUCAAAAUGGCUCUUUGAGUGUUAGGUUGCCGACCUGUCUUAUGUGACGUACCCUGUACUUAGUUGGUUAUCUUGCACGGACGUGUCCAACAAUAACGUACACACUGAAUUAGUGAAAACGGAAUAAUCUGAUGGAUACUGAGGCUAAUAAGCCAAGGGAAAGCUCGCAAUAUUUUUUGUCGGAGGCAGUCAGUGAUAGAAAGAAUCCUGCAUAAAGUAUAGUGUGGCACCAAUGUUUGAGAUAACUAAUAAUAAAGGAAUGCAAGUUAGAGUGACUUAUAAUUUUUGCUAUUAUAAUAACUCACAAGAAGCAAUACAAAGUGGUUUGGGGAAAGAAAAAAAAAAACAUUUAAAUGCAGCAGAUGAUUAAAAGUUCCUAAUCAUAUUUUCUAAUUGGGUAACAAAAGUAGGAAUGUAAACUAAAAUUCCAAGUAUGUUAGCAACCACAGCACUCUCAGCUUCAGUAAUUAUACUGUAUGUCAUGAAAUGGUUUCUAUAAGUGAUAUUGAUCGUGAUAUGUUGCUUUGUCAAGAUGUUUUUGAGAUGUUGUGCCACAUUCAUGAAUACGACCCCAUGAUCGCGGUGUUGAUGUCAUUGUAUUAUUGAACUGCAUUUUUAAAAAAAGAAAAAACAGCGCAACUGGCAAACUUUAAAACAAAAACUGUUGUCAAAGCAUCUGCUUUCUGUCAGAGAAAUAAGCACAUCACAGACGGUAGAUUCACCGCCUUUCGGUAUCUCACUGUUGCCUGUCAUCAUGCAUCUGAAUCCCAACCCCACAAACAGAAGUGGAUUCAGGUCCACGUGUUGACCGAUCAAAUUGUUCAUAAGGGUCAUUUUUCUAUGUAAAAGAUGUAUGUUAAUGUUAAAAUCUUUGUACAGUUUAAAUAGCUAUGUUGUUAUAAUGCAAAUUUUCUAAGUAUGAAUUGUAAUCCUUGUUUUUUGGGGGUUUGUUUUUGUUUUUUGUUUUUAAUGAGAACGUGGAAAAUACUGUAGGGUAUUACUAUCAGUUCAUUUUCAUUUCUUUGCUGCCAGACAUGUAUUAAAUUAAUUCCACAUACAUCCAAUAUUACAGACGUAGAGUAUUGAGUGAGUAUUCAGUCAACACAUUGUACUAUAACGAAUGAUACGAAUAUGAAUUUUUGUAUUUCAGUCAUAAUUAGCCCAAUAAAUGGGCUCAGCUGCAUUUCUUGUUUGUUAUUUUUUCAAGGCAGUAUGAAAAUAUCUACUAAGUGCAGAUUGCAAUUGUACAAAAUGAGUUGGGUUUUUUUUUUCUUAAUUUUUAUUC